Messenger RNA from Haliotis rubra (blacklip abalone), 4273 nucleotides. RefSeq names its product protein PHTF1-like. Lineage: Eukaryota; Metazoa; Mollusca; Gastropoda; Lepetellida; Haliotidae. The record is from RefSeq and is a predicted model, not a curated record. Gene Ontology annotation, cellular component: endoplasmic reticulum.
ACGGAGAUAGGAAAAUUUUUACCCUUUCAGUUUGACAGGUGUUACUGUGUAUUGUUAUCAUCCAGAAAAUCACAGGAACGUGUAUGAAAAACAUAAGCAGCAGUUGUCAUAGUAAUUGUGAGUCUGCAUCAUGGCUGAAUCCAAGCCUGUUUCUUGCUGACUGUGGAUCCCAGGAGGGUGAGGCCCCAUCCCUCUCCCUCUCACUCUCAAGCUUGGGGAUGGAUAGGAUACAGGAUGCUGUGGCGUGGUAUCAGAAAAAGAUUGGGUACAAUGACAAACAGUUGUGGGAGCAGUCUGUGGAGAUGAAACUGCAGAAGGUAAGGCUGGCAGAUUUGCUUGGUUGCAGGUUAAAAACUGAAUUCAUAGAUGUGGACCUCAUUCGAGGUUCUACAUUCUCAAAGGCCAAGCCAAAGGUAUCAUGGACAUCCAUUACAGGCAAUGCUAUCAUUCGAUGCGUUCUCCUGCCAGUAUACUUCAGAUGGUGGGUGCAGCAGUCCUCUGUGUUGUUCUUCCUGUUCCUGUUGUACCUCUACACACAGCAGCUAGUCACUAUGGUCGUCUACUUCAGAACUGUUGGCGAGAUCACGGAGGACGAGCUGUCUCUGUCAGAGGUCAUGAUGCCUGCCAUACUGAUGAUGGUGCUGGCUUUGAUUCACUCCCAGACUGUAGUAUCACACCUCUCUCACAAAACUCCUCUAAGGGAUCUCAACAAACUCAACAGAAGUCUAUCCAAAUCAAAGAAACGUGUAAGUAAGGUUGGCAUUUCAACAAGUAGUCAAAAAUCUCAGGAAAGCAUUCCAUCCGAUUCAACAGUGUCACGGUCACAGUCAGCGAAGAGUUUUACAGUUAUCCCUGACACAUCCCUUGACAAUGAGGAGUCAAGAUCAGCCAAAGGAAGCACAAGGGAUAAUCUUAGUGGGCAAGACAGAAAGGGCAAACAGAAAAGCAUGUCCGUUAAGAGAAACGCUCAGAAGAAUAUGGAAUGCAGAAGAAGUAUAUCACCAAAGGAACCAAAUCAAAAGGAUUCUAUAAAAGUUAACAAUCAGAAGAAACAUCAACUGAAUGUUGUUCAGUUGGAGUCAGGAAAAUCUGCACUGGCAUCUGUGUCUCAUGAGGGUGUCAUGAGUGUUGAUUCCAGGGACGGUCAUACAGCAGGACACUUGUGUAAUACAGAAUUGUUGGAUAUGAAUGCAAAAUGUGAACAGUUGUCUGCCAAUAGUGCAAGUGAUAAAUUAUGUUCUGUUAAUAAUGUUGAUUUUUUGGAGGAAGACUUUUCUUCUUUCGGAUCUGAAUCUCAGGAUAAUGAUUUACAUUUGCCAGGAGCUAUAGGGGAGAUAAUCCAGAAGGGCAGUUCCAGGGAUGGAAUUGAGGAAGAAAACUUUGCUGAUUCUGAACGAAUUUCGGAUGACAUUCAUUCAGAUUCAGAGCAUGAAUCAAAAGUACAGUUAGGGGAUUCAGGACAAUUUAGCAAAAGUUCCCAUGAUCUCAGGGAAAGUUGUGGAACGGAGUUAUCUCAGACUCAAAGUAAACAGACACAUUUAGAGAUCACACGUAGACUAUCCGACCUAGCAAAGAAAUCCAGGCAGGAUUCCGAUGCAGAAGAUGUGUCUGAGAAUGAGGUCAUGACAGACAUGAAGUUAUCCAUGUCUGGGACAUCAUUACGACGGCGGCGACGUGUUAACAGUGCCAAUAAGAGUGCAGAUCUCGGGGAGGUUGCAAGAUCACGUGUUGUGCCAAAUAACUUGGGACUAUGGCCUCAAGCUGUGAAAGCUCCAAAUGGGGUUGUUGGGAGUUCCUCGGAAAAUGAAACUACACCUGGUCCAGCGACACCAGACACAGGAAAUAAGGUGACAUUGAGUUCAGAGGAGUGGGAGGACCGGAUACAGUCUGAUGUGACCACCUCCUCGUCCUACUCAUCGAGCUGUGGAUCAGAGGCCGAGCUGACGGACAGCGGGGAGAACCAGUUGGAGAUCGAUGAGCUGCACACCCAGGGAUGGACCACCAGCAACCUACAUGUCAUCAACUUGUUACAGCCGCCAACAGCAUCUUCCACUGGUGUCAGCCAUAUUCCACCACCUGAUAAAGUGAGCUGUGUUUUAUGGGAAGGCAAUGAAUGUAAGAAGGUGGACCUGACAGCUCUGGACAUUGGCUGGGCUAUCAUCGACAAGGUGGACAACAUGCCUGAGAGCUCUGACUACAUCGUCAUUGGCCUUGUGCUCUCUGUCAUCAUGGCAUGUGUCCCACUGGUGUUCCGGUUGUACCACAUAAAGCAGCUGCCGGAUCUGUUCAAGCUGGCCGGGAUCUACAGCAUGUGGGACCAGCUGCAACAGAAUCCCUGGAGACGUAGUUUAUUCGCUGUGAAUGGUGUUACGCAGAGGUUGUGCCUUAGUCUCAUUUUCUUCUUCCUGCUGUCUGUUGCUGACAGGACAUUUAAACAGCGCCUGUUAUAUGCCAAGCACUUCUGCUACCUCACAUCUUCUCGUCGAGCCCGCAAAUUUGACAUGCCACAUUUCCGUCUCAGUAAAGUGAGAAACAUCAAAACAUGGCUGUCUCUGCGAUCUUACCUCAAGCGCCGAGGACCCCAGAGGUCUGUGGAUGUUAUUGUUUCUGCAACCUUCCUGCUUGCUAUCUGCAUUGUUACGCUUAUGUGCCUACAGAUGCUGAAGGACGCAGAAACGUACCUGGAUUUUGAAUGUAACUGGGAGUUGGUGUUCUGGUGUCUAGCACUUGGUGUGUACCUCCUCCGCUUCAUGACCCUUGGUCUCAAGAUCAACAAGAAGUACCGCAACCUGUCAGUGCUCAUCACAGAACAAAUCAACCUGUACCUGCAGAUGGAACAGAAGCCCCACAAGAAGGAGGAGCUGAUGCUGGCCAACAAUGUCCUCAAACUGGCAGAGGAGCUUCUCAAGGAGUUGGAGAGCCCGUUCAAGAUUUCUGGGUUCUCUGCAAACCCACUCAUCUACAACAUCACAAAAGUUGUUGUUUUGUCAGCAUUUUCAGCCGUUCUCACUGAGCUGCUUGGUUUCAAGUUGAAACUCUACAAGAUCAAGUUCAAGCCUUGAAUAUGGUUGUGGUCACAGUACACUUUUACAGAGGUGAUCAUUGUUUAUAUGCUAUGCAGUUUCCAGCUUUAUCAGGACAGUUUUGUACGUCUCAGUACAGCCGUGUGCAGAAUUGUGCACUGGUUUUUAAGAGUUUUUCAGUUUCCUGUUCUUCAAUAUUUAACUCAGUGAAAUUAAUGGCGCCACUCUUUGUCAAAAAUAUUUUAUAGGAUUACAAGUUAUUACAGUAGAUUGAUUGUUAUUGUUUGAAUUAUGUAAACAAUGAUGUGUCUGUACCUGUACCUUAAGGCUUUUCAGAAAUGGCAAUCUUCAAACGUAUUUUAGUAUCAUCUGCUUUUAUGAAUAUCAGUCAUUGUUAGAAAUUAAGAACAAAACCAGGGGUCCUUUUCAUUUGUUCAGGAUAUUUGGGAUUCUUGAUUUCAAAAAUGAAUCCAAAAGCACCCAGGUCUCUGCACAUGAUCAUUUUCUUGACUGUUCAGAGUUGCCUUCCUUUCCAUGCUGUGAUCUGCUGAUUGUCAGCUCAAAUCUGAGUUUAUCAUAACUAUGAUUCAUGGUCUUUUCAUCAUGGAUUCUUGGACUUUUGGGUUCCAUCUUAUCAUUUUGAACUAAAACCCCAACAUGUUGAGAAAUAAAUUGAUGUUAAGCCCAAUUUCUCUAGCUUGGGCCCCCUUAAUUUCUAACACUGAUACCUCUAUAUCUUGCUCAUCAUCAGACAGAUGUGGCAUUGCAGAUCCUAAUCUGCUUCUUGUGUACACUUGAAAUCAAAAACAUUUAUUCCAGACAGAUUUAUUAAGAAGGAUCAGCUAGGCUAUGGUUCUAGUGUCAUUGCCAGAUGAAGCAGUUUUGAUAAUUGUGUAAUUGUUGUAUUUCCAAAUGGUCUUCACCAGAAAGGUGUUGUGGGUUACAUAUUUAUGAUAAUUUGUUAAUGUUGACUUUUCCUUAGUAUCUAUAGUUUUUUUAUAAUUUUAUAUCAUAGUUAAAUAUUUACAAUAUCCAAUUAGUUAAAAUAGGUGAGAGAGGUUGUUUUUAAUGAGUGGCCAUCAAAACGCUUUCACAGAAUACAUCAAUUAUUGUAUGUUAAAGUGCAGACUACCUAUGCAGCUGAAUUAGAGAAACAUUGCUUAUCAUCUCAACAGAUUCUUGUCUUGCUUAUGUUCUGAUUUAAGAUCUGUGUUCUUCCAUUAUGUAUUCAAAGAUGUUUCACUGCUUUC